Messenger RNA from Carica papaya (papaya), 6181 nucleotides. The record is from RefSeq and is a predicted model, not a curated record. NCBI's taxonomy places the organism in Eukaryota, Viridiplantae, Streptophyta, Magnoliopsida, Brassicales, Caricaceae.
ACUGAGCGUGCAAUCAAUGCAGCUAAAUCUAUGGGAGGAGAAGUUCAGAAAGUGGUUUUACAACGACGAUUUAAGUAUUUUCCUCAUGUUGGUAGCCAAGAUAUCAAGGAGGGAUUUUAUGAAAAGUUUGAGUCUGAACUUCAAGGAAAAAGGAACACCUACUAUGUAGGUGGGUUGACCGCAUUUGAGCUUACUGAGAGAAUUUCAUCUUAUGCCAUGGCUCUAAUCUGCAAGCACUUUGCAAAUGACAACUCUGUGCCAAUAUUCCCAUAUGUUAGGAGUUUGUUUCAGCUGCAAUCUGAUUUUUCGGGGUGGAGAUCAAAAGAAUUGGAUGAAUUCCCAGGAGUCGAAUUCCCUCAACUGUCUAGUCUUGAUUGCUACUUGAAGCAUUGGGGAACUCACAGGAUCACUCAGAAAAAGACACUCUACACUUGGAUCAAUGAUCAAGGGGAAGUUUUGUGUGAGAGGACAUAUGAAACACUUAACGCUAAUGCCUAUUGCAUUGCUCAUAAGAUCUUGACAUGCCAAAAACCAGCUAUGAAGACUGGUGACAGAGUCCUUCUGGUUUAUAUCCCAGGUCUUGACUUUAUUGAUGCAUUCUUUGGAUGCCUAAGAGCUAAGGUACUACCUGUCCCAGUUCUUCCCCCAGAUCCUCUGGAAAGAGGUGGGCAAGCGCUUUUGAAGAUUGUAAACAUCGCAAAAUCAUGCAAUGCAGUGGCCAUUUUAUCAACAAUUUCUUAUCACUCAGCAAUUCGAGUAGGUGCAGUAAAAAGUCUGCUCACAUUGAGUGGAAAGAAGGGGAAAUCUGCAGCUCAGUGGCCCAACCUUCCCUGGUUGCACACAGAUUCUUGGAUUAAAAAUUCUAAAGGUUUAAACUAUGAAUCCAUAGCUGAUCAAUCUGACUCUUAUCCAGAUGAUCUAUGUUUUCUACAGUUCACAUCAGGCUCCACUGGUGAUGCUAAAGGCGUCAUGAUUACUCAUGGUGGUCUAAUUCAUAAUGUGAAGCUGAUGCGAAGAAGAUACAAGAGCACCUCAAAGACAAUACUAGUAAGCUGGCUUCCUCAAUAUCAUGAUAUGGGGCUUAUUGGGGGACUUUUUACUGCUUUGGUUAGUGGUGGAUCGGCAAUAUUGUUUUCCCCACUGACAUUCAUCAAGAAUCCUCUCUCGUGGCUUCAGACCAUGAGCAAAUACAGGGCUACUCACAGUGCUGGACCAAACUUUGCUUUUGAGAUGGUGGUCCGAAGAUUGGAGUCUCACAAGGAUAGAGUCCAAAAAUAUGACCUUUCUUCAGUUAUUUUUCUUAUGGUUGCUGCAGAACCAGUGAGGCAGAAAACUUUGAAGAGAUUUGUUGAGCUCACUCGUCCGUUUGGAAUUUCUCAAGAAGUGAUGGCUCCAGGUUAUGGUCUUGCAGAAAAUUGUGUCUUUGUUAGUUGUGCAUAUGGAGAAGGGAAGCCCAUCAUGGUUGAUUGGCAGGGAAGAGUAUGCUGUGGGUAUGUCAGUCCAGACAAUGCAGAUGUUGACUUCAGGAUAGUCAAUCCGGACAAUCAUGAAGAGUUCAAAGAAGAUGGAAAAGAAGGAGAAAUAUGGAUUAGCAGCCCAAGUGCUGGAGUUGGGUAUUGGGGGAGGGAAGAACUCAGCCAGAACACUUUCAGAAAUAAGGUUCAAAACAAUGCAGAAAGAAGAUAUGUAAGAACUGGAGAUCUGGGACGAAUAAUUGAUGGAAAAUUGUUCAUCACUGGAAGAAUUAAAGAUCUUAUAAUUGUAGCAGGAAGGAACAUUUACUCAGCAGAUGUAGAAAAGACAGUUGAGACUUCAUCAGAACUUAUACGUCCAGGAUGUUGUGCUGUCAUUGGUGUUCCAGAGGAAGUUCUUUCAGCAAAGGGAAUUUCAGUUCCUGAUGGUUCUGAUCAAGUGGGGUUGGUUGUGAUUGCCGAGUUAAGAGAUGGUAAGCCCGUUGACAAACAUAUUGUUGAACAAAUUAAAACCCGUGUUUCAGAAGAACAUGGCGUUAAUGUUGCUGCUGUCAAGUUGAUCAAGCCCAAGACGAUUAGUAAAACAACAUCUGGAAAAAUAAGGAGAUUCGAAUGUCUCAAGCAGUUUACUGAUGGAACUUUGAACAUAAUUCCAGAACCAAUCUUGUCGAAGAAAAUUUUACAUCGAUCAUUGACUACAGGUACAUGUAGGGAGGGGUAUACACCUUGCUCUCACCCAGUUAGCAGUCCUUUACCAAACCCCAAAUCAAAUAAUAGAGAUAUUGUGGAGUUUCUGAAGGAGCUUGUUUCUCAUCAGACUGGGAUUCCUAUUGCGAAAAUCUCUGCCACAGAGAGCAUUGUGUCUUAUGGAAUAGAUUCCAUUGGUGUAGUAAGUGCAGCCCAAAAGCUCUCAGACUAUCUUGGAGUGCCUAUUGGAGCAGUUGAUAUAUUUACAGCAACCUGCAUUGCAGACUUGGCAAGCUUCUGUGAGAAUAUUGUACAAAAGUCUCAACCUCAACUAACAAUCACCACGUCUUAUCCUACAGAUUCUGCUAUUAAAUCUGAUGACCUAGUGACAGAGAUCUCCAAUUUCCGCCGAUUGGGUAUCUGGUCUGUCCAAUUUCUUGCCCUGAUAUAUAUAUCUGCCAUGCUUAUAUUUCCUGCUUAUGUGUCACUUUCUGCUUUCAUAAGCUUUGUCUCAACCAUCCAUAACUCAGUGCUCGAAAUUCCCUGGUCAGACUAUUUGUUUCCAAUUUUUCUUGCUCCCUUUGCUUGGAUCCUUUGCAUUGUCUUAACCUGCAUUUGCAUCGCUUUCUUUGGGAAUCCUUUUCUACAACCAAAUUAUGCCCUUAAUUAUGAAAUUUCAAUUUGGUCAAUGGACUUUGUUAAGUGGUGGGCACUUUACAAAGUCCAACAAAUUUCUUCCAAAGUUUUUGCUGAACAUUUGAGGGGAACAAUAUUCCUAAAUUAUUGGUUUAAGAUGCUGGGAACUAGGAUUGGAUCAUCAGUUUUGCUGGACACAGUUGACAUUACAGACCCACCUCUGGUUUCAAUUGGAGAUGGAGCUGUAAUAGCGGAGGGGGCAUUGAUUCAAAGUCAUGAAGUGAGGAGUGGAAUUUUGCGCCUCCAUCCAAUUAGAGUUGGUAGAAAUUCGUCUAUUGGUCCAUAUGCUGUAAUUCAAAAAGGGAGCACAUUGCUAGAAGGAGCUAACGUGUUGCCGUUGCAGAAGAGUGAUGUGGGCAACCCUGUACUCAAGUCUUCCAAGGUUAACAAUAUUCAGAAGGGACAAGUGUUGCCAGUUACUGCUGGUCAGACUCGAAAUGAGGCCAUUUAUCACUUCAUUGGCAUAUAUUUAGUCAGUUUCCUUGGCACCCUUUCAGCAGCUUUUAUCUACUUCCUCUGCAUUUGGCUAACUCAAAAUCCUGCAUCCCCUAAGCACUUCGCAUUUGUCUGUAUAUCUGGAGCAUUUCAUUGGAUUGUAUUUCCCAUUAUUGCCUAUACUACCAUGUUUGCAAAUAUCCCGUCAAAUCCAGCUGCCUUUGCUAUCUCAAUGGCCACCGUUUACUUCCUUCAUGGUCUUGUACUCAGCAUCGUCACGUGCACUUUGACUCACAUUCUUGCUGAUAAACAACGAACAGAGCAAUAUCAUCUAAAAACAUGGCUUCGCCAUAGGAUUACCAUUGCCUGUCACCUCAGAUUUGCCAAGCUCUUGUCUGGGACAGAAGCCUUCUGCAUCUACUUAAGGUUUCUGGGCGCAAAGGUAGGUAAGCAUUGUUCCAUCAGAGCAAUCAAUCCAGUUUCGAACCCAGAACUGAUUGCAAUCGGUUCUGGCGUCCAUCUUGGUGACUUCAGUCGAAUCAUUUCUGGGUUCUAUUCCCCUGGUGGCUUUGUUCGGGGGAAAGUAAAAAUAGAAGACAAUUCAGUUGUUGGAAGUCAUAGCCUAAUCCUCCCAGGUUCAACGGUUCAAAGAGACGUUAUUCUUGGUGCACUCUCAGUAGCUCCAGUGAAUUCAGUUCUCCAGAGAGGCGGUGUCUAUGUUGGGUCCCAAGUUCCGGUCAUGGUCAAAAACACUUAUCAUGUUUUGGAUGACAGAAUAGAAGAGAUGGACAUGAAAUAUAAGAAGAUAGUUGGGAAUCUGGCUGCAACUUUGGCUGCCACCACUUUGAAGGUCAAGUCAAGAUAUUUCCACAGAGUCGGUGUUGCAGGGAGGGGACACUUGAAAAUUUAUGAGAAGAUUGAAGGAUUUGGCAGUCACAAAAUCUUUCAUCCUGGACGGGUCUACCCUGUUCUAGUCCGGCAUAGUAAUAGCUUGGCCGCUGAUGAUGAUGCACGGAUUGAUGCACGUGGGGCAGCAAUAAAAAUACUUUCAGAUGAUGGUAGCAGUCCCCUUCUUGACUUGACUCUAAAAACAGGAAAGGCAUUCUAUGCUCGCACUAUUGCUGAUUUUGCAACGUGGCUAGUUUGUGGUCUAGCUGCAAGGGAGGAGCAUGUGAAAAAGGCCCCGCAUGUGCGUGAUGCAGUUUGGGCAUCCCUACGCCUAGCCAACUCAUACACAGAACUGCAUUAUUACUCAAAUUUCUGUAGACUUCUUCGUUUUGAAGAUGGAAAGGAAAUGUAUGUGAAAUUCAAGUUAACGCCUUAUAAUGAAGAAAUUAAUGAGGAUUCUGGUAAGGUAGAGCCUAUCGGGAUUCUUCCACCAGAAACAGGAACUAUUCCACGGGACGAAAAGGAUACUCGCCCCUUACUUUUUCUUGCUGAAGAUUUCCAGAAACGUGUGAGUUCCAGUUAUGGGGUUCGCUAUAUCUUUCAGAUGCAAAUAAGACCAGUACCAGAUGAUGAGGCAGUCCAGGAAAUUGCACUUGACUGCAGCAGACCUUGGGAUGAGAUUGAGUUCCCUUAUAUUAAUGUCGGGGACAUCACUGUUGAAGAAAAUGCUACACGGGAAGAAGCAGAAGCAUUGGAGUUCAAUCCUUUCCUGCGCUGCCAUGAGGUUGACAUCAUCCGGGCAACAUCUUGUUCCCAAAGUGCUUCAAUUGAUCAUGGCCGCUCAUUGAUUUAUGAGAUUUGCCAGCAUUUGCGAAAUGGGGAACCACUUCCAGAGGCCUGGAAGUUCUUCCUGGAACAAUCCGAUGUAAAAGUUGAUCUAUCAGGUUGCCCGAUGGCAGCAACAAUGGCGAAAAAACGUGCAGAAAAGAUGACCCUGGAGAGAACUUGGUCCCAAACCUCAUGGGCCACCGUUGCUCAACCUUUACUGCAAACUGUUAUGCCUCAUUUUCUCCUUGGGCUAGCAAUUUUUGCGCCUCUGAACUGGAUUCUUCACGUGAAAGAAAACGUGGAACUUCCACUGUAUUGGUUGUUUCCUUUAUUUUGGGUUUCUACUGGGAUUUUGGCGGCACUAGCUUGCGUCAUAGCCAAAUGGACUCUCGUGGGAAAGAAGAGAGAUGAGGAAACGAUGCAGAUUUGGAGUUUAGGUGCUUUUAUGGACACUGUUUGGCAGGCUUUCAGAACUGUUGUUGGGGAUUAUUUCAUGGAAAUGACUAGUGGAAGCUUCUUGUUUGUGUUGUGGAUGAAGCUCAUGGGAUCAGAAAUUGAGAUAGGUCAAGUGACUUACGUGGAUAGCAUGGAAGCUUUACUCAAUCCUGAAAUGGUGGAAAUAGAGAGAGGUGGGUGCAUAGAGCACGAUGCACUGCUGUUCGGACACAUAUAUGAAGGUGAAGCGGGGAAGGUUAAGUUCGGAAAGAUAAGAAUUGGAGAAGAUGGGUUUGUAGGGAGCAGAGCCGUGGCCAUGCCUGGGGUGGAAGUGGAGAAUGGAGGUUGUCUUGAUGCCCUUUCACUUGCUAUGAAAGGUGAAGUUGUUAAAUGCAGAUGAUGAAGGCUUAAAACUCCUGAUUGUGGUUCUCUAAUUUUUUCCUCUUCUUCCUUCAACAACUUGUCACUGGUCUCGUGACAUGUUGCCAAUAAAACCGUUAGCACGACAGAAUCAAAAAAAUUACAUCUCUUAUUUUCUAAGAAACACAAAUCAGUUCGUGUUGAGUCUCUGACACGAGUGCUUUGUUUGCACCCGGCAAUAAACAAUAAAUUUUGAAGACAUAUUUAGGGCAUGAUGUUACAGGUGUUAUGCUCAGGCAUUAUUUGCCUGUCUUCAGCUGUGGUUCCAUAUUUACAUACAUGUGUAUACAUAAAAUCCCAAGAAACAUCUAAAGCAUGAA